This is a messenger RNA of Erigeron canadensis, 1029 nucleotides long. Its product is annotated as G-type lectin S-receptor-like serine/threonine-protein kinase At4g27290. The record is from RefSeq and is a predicted model, not a curated record. Bases 1 to 1029 code for a protein of 342 amino acids. Lineage: Eukaryota; Viridiplantae; Streptophyta; Magnoliopsida; Asterales; Asteraceae. The transcript has a single exon. Gene Ontology annotation, biological process: recognition of pollen.
AUGGAGGAAGCUAUUAUAUUUGUUUCAUUGCUUAUUUUACUCCACAUUCCGCAAACCUACUCAGCCGAACUCAACAUCAUUACAAGUUCAGAGUUCUUGGCAGAAGAAGAUACAUUGGUCUCACCAGACAGAACAUUUGAGCUUGGAUUUUUCAGGCCAAAUGGCUCUGAAAAUAGAUAUGUUGGUAUUUGGUAUAAGAAGAUAUCUGUUCAAACAGUGGUUUGGGUUGCCAACAGAGAUCGGCCGCUCACAGGUGCAGCUCCAGGUGUGGUAAAGAUAGUCGAUCCAGGAAAUCUUGUCAUCAUGAACAAUGUUACUAAUCAUGAAAUGUGGUCAUCCAACACAAAGUCAUCAGGGAACACAAUUGCAAAGCUUCUUGACACUGGAAAUCUAGUUGUCACCGAUGGAAACAACAAUAAGAUUCUCUGGAUGAGCUUUGAUUAUCCAACUGAUACUUUUCUACCUGGCAUGAGGUUGGGGAAAAAUUUCUUGACGGGUCAGGAAUGGUAUCUAUCUUCAUGGAGGAAUAGUAAAGAUCCGGCUCCAGGUGAAUUCACCUGGAUUUUUGACACGCACGGUUUACCACAGAUUCUACUAAAACAAGGUGCGAUGGUCAAAUUCCGGAGCCCGCCAUGGACUAAUGAAGUGAUUAGUGCGUAUACACUUAGCCAGAAUAUCGUUGCAUACAACAUUGUUAUAAAUAGAACAGAGGUGGCUCUUUCUUAUAAUCUUGUAAACAGUUCUGUCCUAUCGAAAACUACAUUGACUUCUUCUGGGAAGUAUGAACGCUUCGUGUGGGUAGACGAGGGGAAAAGAUGGGAUGUUCGUAUUACGUUGCCAAGAGACAUUUGUGAUACAUACAACAUAUGUGGGGCUUAUGGACAUUGCAACAUGAAAAGCAGCUUCCAGACAUGUUUGUGCUUAGAUGAGAAAAAGUUUGUGCCAAGAAGCCCAAAAGAAUGGGAGACGGGACAUGGGCGUGAUGGUUGUGUUAGGAAAACACCAUUAAAACGGAUCAGAUGGGUUUAG